This is a messenger RNA of Exserohilum turcica Et28A, 417 nucleotides long. RefSeq lists its product as uncharacterized. The annotation marks the transcript as partial. The transcript is spliced from 2 exons. The record is from RefSeq and is a predicted model, not a curated record. Lineage: Eukaryota; Fungi; Ascomycota; Dothideomycetes; Pleosporales; Pleosporaceae.
GCCAUAGCCUCUGCUUAGACGAGCCCGAGCCGAGGCUGAAGACAGGCCCGCCGAUCACCCGCCGCCGGGUCGGCCCCAUGGCGCGCCGUAUUGGUGUCCAUGUAUAUCUACUAUCGUUGUGUAUCCAUGUAUGCACGGCGGCCUAGCCUGCGACGGGCCAUCUUCCCGACACUCCAGACAGCCCUUCGCCCAGCUGCAGCAGAUUCGACAUGAGCGAGCACGAGGGCGACCGCCAAAAGGCCAUGGCGGCCGUCGGCGCCUUGUUCGCAAAGUACAAACUCCUGGCGGCCAAGCGAACCAAAGGCCAUGUAGACUUUGACAGCCAGGUCAUGGACAGCCUCGAGCUGGUCGACGCGACGCCCGACGGCACCGUGGCCUUUGAUAUGGUCAUGGCCCCCAGCUUCUCCAAUCUCAACA